AUGGAGCAUCGUGCACCCCGCUCUGGUCAAUUCCACCACUACCUUCCGCGCUUUGUCGUGCGUCGAUGGCUACAGGAUGUCAAGAAAGUGGCCAUCACAAUGAUCGCAUACAGGCCUAACGGUGGUCGUAACAAGGGUCGCCAACGGCCUCGAGAGUAUAAACAAGAACUCAUCAACUCCUACAACAUACAGUCCGACGAACUCCACAUGGGCACGACCGAUCUCGGGAAGAUCUUCGGUAUCAUCGACAUGUACAAAGACGACGCAAACCCGAGCGACGUGUAUCGCAUCGAGAAAGCCUUUUCCAAACUUGAGAGCGAUGCUGCGCGUAUAUUCUGUAUCUUGGAGGCCGCGGAGAAGCGAGGUCGUUCUUCUGUGGAGCUGGUCCGCUCCGAUAUCAAUACGCUCCGGAAGUUCCUCUUCCUCAUACACUAUCGCAACGGACGUCAUGCACGUCAGUUCAUCGAAGAUCACUUCGACCCGAUGACGAGGAAGAUGGUAGAGCAGUACAUGGUCCGAUUCGGACUGGCCGACUCGCGUGCAGUAUGGCUCCACAACCUCUCCCUGCUCCUCGAGGAUGAACAUUGGGAGGCGGCGAAGGAUGAACGCCUGUUGUGGUCGACCCGUUUGGAUUACAAAAGCGAAGCUUUUGACAUGCAACUCGGGCUUUAUCGCGCACCUCCUGACACCGAGUUUGUCCUCACUGAGAACGGACUCGGCCUUGCGGAGGGUACGACAACGCCGGAGAGUGUCAUUAUCAAUAUGAUGUCCCCAGGUGCCCCAUCUUCUUCCUAUUUCCCCCUGACCUACACAUACCCCAUCACACCGAAGCUCGUAGUCAUCUUGCGUUCGACUUUGAUGACAUAUGAGGCAGCUAUGAUACGACAAGGCAUACCCGCAGAGGAAGCUAGGCGCCAACUCUACUCUGGGUUCGGGUUCACUCACACUUCGUUCUUCCAUGAUAUACCCCGGACGUCCCCGAAGACGAUCUACAUCCCUCCCCUCUCGCCCAACUCGUGUGAUUGGUUCAAAGAUCGUAACGAGAUGACUGCCGAGGACCGAAAGAAGAAGAAGGACUUCCGCGAGCGCGGCUUGCUGGACGGAAAACCCCUCCACAGCCGUUUGAAAGACAGGUUCGAUUUCACGAUUGACAACCUAACGGUCGACCAAGCGCAACGAGUCAACACUCUGCUACUCACACAUUGUAGAGAGACUAUCUCCUUCUGCACUCCGGCAUGUCUCCUGCAGUCCAUUGCCGCAUUCGAGAAGGAUAGGCACUUGACGCCGAUCGAGAGAAAGGACCGAUACGCAUCGCUCAAGGCGAAGUUGGCGAUAGUACAGGUACCGUCACCAUCUACCCCCGUGCCGACGUCAGCCCCGCCUGCCUCUCCGGGUAUGAGGCCGUCACCUUCCCAGCCAGCCUCGACUUCUCCUGACCGCCCUUCUGCGUCGCGGCCUCAGAAUGAGGCACUACCGCUGGGCACGAGCAUGCCUGGCCUCAGAGGUGCAUUGAAACAGAAGGCACGCUCUAUCCCUGGCAGUGCGGACAGUCCAGGCACUUCAGUUGGUGCACCCCUUUCCCCCCAGUUAUCGUCUCCUCGGAGCAGGGUCAUCUCGGCGAGACGACGACGGGGCCGCCGCACUCCGGAGUCUCUCGCUGGUGCACAGGCCAUGCCCGCCAAUGUCGUUGCGUCGCCGAUGCCUUCGGUCACCUCGACGCAUGGCGUGCCCAAUGCCCUGUCGUCUGCUCAUCGAGAACCGUCGUCGGGCACGCAGUCUGUGCAGUCAGCCAGAUUGAGGACAGCUCUCCCCGGCCUGCGAGGUGCAUUCAACCGAAGGCCGGCAGCGGCUGGCACGGGGCAGCCAGGCUCCAAGUGA
Messenger RNA from Rhodofomes roseus, 1878 nucleotides. RefSeq lists its product as uncharacterized. Bases 1 to 1878 code for a protein of 625 amino acids. The transcript is spliced from 2 exons. NCBI's taxonomy places the organism in Eukaryota, Fungi, Basidiomycota, Agaricomycetes, Polyporales, Fomitopsidaceae. The record is from RefSeq and is a predicted model, not a curated record.